Messenger RNA from Rubroshorea leprosula, 1961 nucleotides. The record is from the annotation of a GenBank genome assembly. NCBI's taxonomy places the organism in Eukaryota, Viridiplantae, Streptophyta, Magnoliopsida, Malvales, Dipterocarpaceae.
CGAGUCAGUGAUGAUGAGAAAAAUCGCAGAUUCGUAAAGGGGGAUAUUCGUUUCUUCAUCACUCGAGAAACCCUAGUUUCUUUCACCGACGAAAAAACCCUAAAUUUUUUCUGCAACCUAAUCUGGCAUGGCUAAGAAGAGAAAGCAGAGAUCUUCUGAGCCUGUACCCACGGGAGUUUCCGAUCCCCAACCUCAAGAACCGAUACAAGAAGGGCAACAAGAGGAACCCCAAGUCAUAUCGGAAGAAGUGGAGGAAGUAGAAGUGGAGGAAGAAGUGGAAGUGGAAGAGGAAGAGGAAGUAGAAGAAGAUGAGGAAGAUUCGGAUGAGCACGAGGAGGGUGAAGAGACCCUGGAUGCGUCCAAGGAUGGUGUUCCUUCUGCUAAUGGGGCUAAAGGAGCGAGCCAACAGGAGGGUUUAGAAGAAGAGCCUAUCGAGAAGCUUCUGGAACCUUUUGGGAAGGACCAACUGAUUGCGCUUGUCAAGAAGGUCGUCGAUAAAUACCCAGAAUUUAUCCGGUCCGUGCACGAGAUUGCCGAUGCAGAUCCUGCUCACCGGAAGAUCUUCGUCCAUGGUCUCAGCUGGGACACCACUGCCGAAACCCUAACCAACGAGUUCUCCAAAUACGGUGAGAUUGAAGAAUGCAAGGCGGUUACUGACAGAGUCUCUGGAAAAUCAAAGGGCUACGCUUUUAUCCUCUUCAAGCACCGCAGUGGAGCACGUCGGGCCCUCCAGCAGCCCCAGAAGAAGAUUGGGAACCGCACUACUUCAUGUCAGCUGGCAUCUCAGGGUCCAGUUCCAGCCCCUGCUCCGACCACCCCACCUGUUUCAGAAUACACGCAGAAGAAGAUCUUUGUGAGCAAUGUGUCAGCUGAUUUGGACCCGGAGAAGCUGUUGGAGUUCUUCAGGCAAUAUGGAGAGAUUGAGGAGGGUCCAUUGGGACUCGAUAAACAGACUGGGAGGCCAAAGGGAUUCGCACUUUUUGUGUACAAGAAUAUAGAGGGUGCAAGGAGAGCAUUGGAGGAGCCACAUAAGAACUUUGAGGGUCAUACUCUAAACUGUCAGAAGGCCAUAGAUGGCCCAAAACCGAGUAAAGGUGGCUAUGGUGGUGCUGGCGGGCAUCAUCAGCAGUUUCAGCAGCACCAGCAGGCACAGCAUCAGCUUCAGCCACAUUACCACCAUGCCAAGAAAGGGAAGUAUUCGUCUGGUGGUACAGAUACUGGGCAUUUGAUGGCACCAUCUGGGCCUGCCCCAGUUGGGUUCAAUCCUGGAAUGGCUGCUGGUUUCAACCCUGCUGUAGCAGCUGCACCUGCUUUAAAUCCAGCACUUGGACAGGCCUUGACUGCAUUGCUUGCCACCCAGGGAGCUGGUUUGGGGCUUAGUAAUUUGCUUGGAGGUAUUGGCGGUGCGCCAGUGAGCCAAGGUGCUCCAGCUGCAGGUUAUGCAAAUCAAGUUGGAGGCUAUGCGAACCAGAUGCCUGUGCAGGGUGGAUAUCAGAAUCCACAGUUGGGGCAGGGCAGUGCUGGCAGGACUCAACCAGGUGGUGGUGCCCCAUACAUGGGGCAUUAGAUUACCUCAUAGAUGCAUCAAUCAUUUUCUUUUCGACUCUGCUGAUUGUGAAGUUCCAGGGACUAUUGCAAACGUGGUCUUUAAUUUUAAAUCAAAAGUUACUGUUUGCCUACUACAAAGACUCGAAAUCCCAAACCUGUAUUUUUCUUUUCAAUUUUAGUACUUUUUUCACCUUCGCUGUUUUUCUAAAAAUAUGUAGUACGUUGGUUUGAGGAUUUGUUUCUUGAAAAGUAUUGGGGAGCAGGACAUUUCCAGACUGGGGUACUUUUGGCUCUUCAUGUUUUCAAGUCUGUUUGUCACUCAAAUAAUGCCUCAUAAAUUACUUAUGCACUUGAUUUAGUAACUACUCUCUGCUUCAUAUGUGAACCUGCUUGCUUCUUUAUUUAUUUCCAUG